This is a messenger RNA of Zea mays, 2065 nucleotides long. Its product is annotated as alpha/beta-Hydrolases superfamily protein. The record is from RefSeq and is a predicted model, not a curated record. The transcript is spliced from 6 exons. Gene Ontology annotation, biological process: lipid catabolic process. Lineage: Eukaryota; Viridiplantae; Streptophyta; Magnoliopsida; Poales; Poaceae. The coding region runs from base 351 to 1682 and encodes 443 amino acids.
GCAUCGACACUAGAGCAAGGCACAGCCACGUGGCUGCGUCUUCCCGCAGGACGCAGGCCCCUUCCCACCGUUCUCUUGACGACUCCUCGUCUCCUCGUCGUAGUAGUUGCAGCCACCGGUCUUGAGAGCUGCCACCUAUUUGCCUUGACGCGGAGAAAAGUAUACCUGGGGGGUUGGGGCUUGCCGCCGCAACUAUCCCCGGCCUCGGCUCGCCUGCACUGCACCUCUCUCCUUGGUUUCUUCCCGUUACCCGUCUCGGCAGAUGCCUCUCUUCCUGCAGCUUCAACUUCAGGGUGCCUGUCCACUUAGUCAGUACUGCAGCGGCGAUAUCUGAAGGUCCGACUAAUGUGAUGUCAAUCACAUGCUGCUUGCCUGUCGUCGAGUGCGUGUACUGCCUGGCGUGUGCGCGGUGGGUGUGGCAGCGCUGCCUCCACUCCGGAGGCUACGACAGUGAGACCUGGGGUGUUGCAUCGGCUGAAGAGUUUGAGCCUGUGCCGCGCUUGUGUCGGAUCAUCCUCUCGGUCUAUGAGGAUGACCUUGAGAACCCCCAAUGGGCGCCUCCAGGUGGUUAUGGCAUGGAGCCACGUUGGGUGGUGCAGCGGAGAAUAUAUGAAGACACUCAUGGUCAUGCACCAACAUACCUUCUGUAUGUUGAUCACCAGCAUUCAGAUGUUGUGCUUGCUGUUCGAGGAAUGAACAUGGCGAAGGAGAGUGACUAUGCUGUCCUUCUGGAUAACAAGCUUGGGCAAAGGAGGUUUGACGGCGGCUACGUGCACAAUGGCUUGCUUAAGGCCGCCGAGUGGGUUUUUGAUGCUGAGUGUGAUGUUCUGAAGGACCUUCUGGAGAGGAAUCCUGGCUAUACACUCACAUUUGCUGGGCAUUCUCUUGGCUCUGGUGUGGUGUCAAUGCUAGCUUUGCUGGCAGUGCACAACAGGGAGCUGCUCGGUGGCAUAGACAGGAAGAGGAUACGAUGUUUUGCAAUGGCACCAGCCCGAUGUAUGUCACUGAAUUUGGCUGUCCGUUAUGCAGAUGUCAUCAAUGCAGUUAUUCUUCAGGAUGAUUUUUUGCCUCGCACAGACAUUCCUUUGGAAGACAUCUUCAAGUCACUAUUCUGCUUACCAUGCCUUCUAUGUGGAAGAUGCCUAAUAGACACAUGUAUACCUGAAAGUGUGAUGUUGAGAGAUCCAAGGCGCCUCUAUGCACCUGGUAGGCUUUACCACAUUGUUGAAAGAAAACCUUUCAGAUGUGGAAGAUACCCCCCUAUUGUGAGAACAGCAGUUCCUGUGGAUGGGAGAUUUGAACGCAUUGUUCUCUCUUGCAACGCAACAUCUGAUCAUGCUAUUAUAUGGAUAGAAAGAGAGGCGCAAAGGGCAUUAGAUUUAUUGCUAGAGAGUGAGAAAACCAUGCAAGCACCUGCGGUUGAAAGGAUGAGCAGUGAGAUCACUGUUACAAGAGAUCACGACGAAGAGCAGCAGGAGGCUCUGCGGCGUGCGAUCAUGCUAGGGGUUGCUGAUGUAAACAUGCCAUCAACAUAUGGUACGUUCAACGAAAAUCCUACUUCUGAACCAGCCGAGGCCUCCCCAUUACUAUCAGACAGCGGAAGGCGCAGGGCAGUAUGGGAGGAGUGGAUCGCAAGGAUCUUCGAGAAGGAUGAAUCAGGGCAAAUGGUUCCACGGAGAUGAUCGUGGCGACAGCUCAAGGCAUGCUUGCUUGAUGGGUCGGUUUCUUGAUGCUGCUUCCACUCUGUUUCGAGCCUAUUUUGAAACUUCGGAACGGUAAUGUAAGAUGAGUAGGGGUUAGGGAUUAGAUCAUGUAUUUAGGGCUAGUUUGACAACCCUAUUUUUCUAUGGGAUUUUUAAUUUCCUAAGGGAAAACGAACUAAUUUUCUAUAAGAAAAUGAAAAACCCUUGGAAAAUUGGGGUUACCAAACCAGCCCUUAGUGAGUGAGAUGGUGUAUAGCAUGAAUAAUUUUCCCUUUGGUUGACAAAAAAUGUGGGUGCCUAUUGUACUUACACAUCAGUAAUUUCAUUGUAUAAGAAUAUAAGAUAUUGUAGAAUCUUGGGUA